AUGCCAUGGAUUAUGAUUCUCCGGGCCUUCACUUACUUGCCAGCUGCCGGCGCAUCUUUCGUGCAUCUGGCAGCGCAGGUCCCCUGGCAGUCUUUGCCUGGCUUGGACGCCGGCUUGGAGCACGCUGCUCGAGCAGAGUACGAGCUGGGCGUGCAGGCCAAUUUCCGCAAAUUUCUGGGACGAUGCAACCUGAAGCAAGACGCGUUGCGAGCACAGCUUCGAAUGCCGCUCGCUGCAGCCCUCCCUUCGCUGGCCUGCAUGCAGUGUCGUCCCUCCAUGCUCCGCCGGUCGUCGUUUGUCUUUGCUGGUUUUGUCAGUGCUUCGUUGCAGGUUCAUCACGGCCUGCAAACACCCAUGUCGCUGAAAGGCUGUGACUAG
Symbiodinium sp. CCMP2592 is the source of this 378-nucleotide messenger RNA. The record is from the annotation of a GenBank genome assembly. NCBI's taxonomy places the organism in Eukaryota, Dinophyceae, Suessiales, Symbiodiniaceae.